AUGGCGGCAGUCCUUAGAGACACAAUAAACUUGGUGCCACUGUGUACGACUUCACAAGGCUGGAAUUGUAACGAUAUACGUCUUCAUGAUGCAGGUUUAGACGUUCUCCAUGGAGUGAAACUUAUAACGCGGAAAGUGGCGUUUGUAGGUAUGAAUUACGUUCCAGAUGACAAGAAGGAGGGCGAGCUGACUGAACGUGGUUUAUAUCUAAGCUCUACCAGUGUCCCUGCAGCAAGUCAGGACACAAACAUGCUUCUCUUAGUACUGCGUGGUGUAUCGCUGGUGAAAGAACCAUUUUGGGGUCUACUGUUGUUCGUGCUUAGUUCGCACGUAGUGACUGUCAUGGCUGGACCCAUCACUAAUGUCAGUUUUGAGACCGCGCUGCCGUUUCUUGCAAGUUUUGCUGAACUUAAAAUAAGUGAAGAUUCUGUCAGUGCAGAUCGAAAUUCAGAGCUGUUGAAGGACGUGUCCCCGCGUUUUACUUGGGGAGCUGUGGAUCUUAAAAUUAAAGAUAUGAAUGGAUGUGACUCAGCCUCGACCUACUUUGAGCAGCAGCUGGCUGCGGGAAUGACAGACGCUCAGCUACUUUUAAGUACUCUCGUAAGGUCAAGAGACUGCGUGGUGCUGAAGUCCAAUUCGUUUACUGCACCAGAAAACCCACAUACGUCUCCCAAACUGUUGACACAUGUAGCUGAUCGGUUGGAGUGCAAAUGUUUUUUCGGUUACUAUCUGAACGGAGCAUUAUCAGCGCGAGUAAUUAAAGCGCUGUUCCAUGAGAUAAACGCGUCAAAUGGAGCGUCCCUAGUGCUGCAGCGUGUCAUGACAGAUGUCCUUACUGCACACUGGCAGGACCUCGAGCAACAGGCUUUUCAGUCAUAUUGUAAUCUGAUACACGCGCGAUUAGCAGUUUAUGAGCGCGUUUCAAUAUCCGCAGAGUAUCUAGUGGCAAUUACUGAGCAAAAGCUAAAAGCACAACACAAUCAUCACGUGGUCGCUGGACGAGACAAAUCCUCGAUUUUUGAUGAGUUUGGUAAUUUAAAGCGACAGCAAGUAUCCAAUGAAAAGGAGGGUGGGAGUUCUGGUACGCCGACAUCUUCAGAGUCGUUGAAUACUGGACUUUUUAGCUUUUUGAAGAACACGGCUGGCCGCGCUUUGAGCAAACAGUUAUUGCGAUUUCCCACGAAUCGGUGGAGUACAGCAACAACAGAUGCAAGAGGAACAAUCACUCAAGAUAAAAAUGGCAGGUUUGAUGGUAACUUAGAAGCUGUUGAGGCAUCGAAGGAGUCACAGAUAGAGCAUACACCUGACCAACUUCUAGCUCAAUGUAAUGAUAGCAUAGCACGCUACAUAGUUCCUGGCGAGUAUCGCAAUUUACAAAAGGAGGCUAUGCCCGUGGACACUUCAGUGCUCGACACGAUUCAUGCAGAAGGAUUGGGAAGAGUCAAUACGUUGGUAAAUGAGCUUCUUGUGGGUCUGCGUAGCCCAUCGCCGCUCGAUCCAGAGCUCGCCAGUCCAUUGGACUUUCGGGCUGAAAAGAAAAAAUUGUGGGCAAAGAUGGGACGGGUAAGAAGGCGCUUUGAGCGCGCGAACGAAGUUUCGUCAGCUAUUUUUUGUAGUGAACUGCUUCGUUAUCUACACUCUGUAGUGCUCAGCAAAAACGAGACAGAUACAGUGACUCAGCAACAGCAACAACUGCGAGGUCGCGCUGUUUCUUCAAUCAUGCUUGACGACAAGAAGGUUGCCGAUGCACCUGUUGUGCUUACUAAGGUGCCGUUAGAGUUGCUAACCUACAAGAACAAUCUUGAGGCAAUGGUGUCUCAGUAUAACUUUGUCGCGCGCGGCCCUCAAAUUGCUACUGUCCUAGCCGGAUUUUGGAAUGGACCAGUCCGUCGCCAAUUGCAGUACCUGACGCAGCUAGAACAUGACCGCUUUUCGGCAGUAUGUAUCGAGAACUUGCGUCGCAUCACAGAUUUAGAGAAAUCACUGGGAGAAAAGGAACGUCAUGUCAAGCAUUUUACUGACAACAUUGCCGAGUGGGACCGACAACAAGACGAAACUAUUGCUAAAAUCAAGCAAAUUCAUGAUGAGCAGGUGGAUUCAUUACAGGGUGCGAUACGGAAUACUGAGACCCAAAUUGAAAAUGCAUUGGCAGAACAACAAGCACUUUAUCAAAGCACGAUGCAAGCUACGAGGCGUACCAUCGACACAGUUGACAUAAUCACUGAUAAGGGUCGUGAGGUGUCGGGCUACCUUGAGCGCUAUGAAAGAGGACACGUUUUCUCGUCGCGAUGGCGUCAAUACUUUUAUGUGCUUAAGCACGCCACGCUCACUUGCUACAAGUCAAAAAGCGAGUACGAGGAACGCGAGCCUCCUAUCGAGCGUGAAGUAAGCAUCAGCGGUUACAGUGUUGUCCGAAGCCGGACAGAUGAACUCAAAAUCAAGCUGAUUCCACCUGAAGCGGGCCAUAAAAUGUUCCGCUUUCGAGCACCUGCCAGCGUAGGCCGAGAAGUUUGGAUGAAACGGUUCUCGGAGGCUACACAGUACGGUCGAUAA
Plasmopara halstedii is the source of this 2553-nucleotide messenger RNA. RefSeq lists its product as hypothetical. The transcript has a single exon. Lineage: Eukaryota; Oomycota; Peronosporomycetes; Peronosporales; Peronosporaceae. The record is from RefSeq and is a predicted model, not a curated record. The coding region runs from base 1 to 2553 and encodes 850 amino acids.